AUGGAAGCUUUCGGCGGUUACUUGGUCGAUGAGAAAGCCGUUAGGGUUGAGAACGCUUUCUUAGAUUUUCUCAAAAGUUUCAGAUCUGGACAGCGGAAUGAACUGUAUUACGAAGCGGAGAUUGAGGUGAUGAGAGCUAACGAGUCCAACACCAUGUUUAUCGAUUUCGAGCAUGUCAUCAGAUUCAGUGAUCUUCUUCAGAAAGCUAUCUCUGAUGAAUAUUUGAGGUUUGAAGCUUACUUGCAGAAUGCUUGCAAGAGGUUCGUUAUGGAGCUCAAGCCGACCUUUAUAUCUGACGAUAACCCUAACAAGGACAUCAAUGUUGCCUUCUAUAACAUUCCAAUUGUCAAGAGGUUAAGAGAGUUGGCUACUUCAGAGAUUGGAAGGCUUGUAUCUGUAACAGGAGUUGUAACAAGGACAAGUGAGGUUCGACCUGAGCUUCUCCAAGGAACUUUCAAGUGUCUAGAAUGUGGCGGGGUUAUAAAGAAUGUUGAACAACAAUUCAAGUAUACUGAGCCAACAAUCUGUCCGAAUGCCACCUGUAACAAUAGAACAAGGUGGGCUCUGCUGCGCCAAGAGAGCAAAUUUACUGAUUGGCAAAGGGUAAGAAUGCAGGAGACCUCCAAAGAGAUACCUGCGGGUUCUUUGCCUAGGUCGUUGGAUGUUAUUCUCCGUCAUGAGAUUGUGGAACAUGCUAGGGCUGGUGACACAGUGAUUUUUACUGGCACUGUAAUUGUCAUACCUGAUAUAUUGGCAUUGGCAUCCCCUGGAGAGAGAUCAGAAUGUCGUAGGGAAGCUUCUCAACGCAAGGGCUCUUCAUCUGGAAAUGAAGGUGUGAGGGGCCUUAGAGCUUUGGGAGUCAGAGACCUCUCUUAUCGUCUAGCUUUUAUUGCCAACUCUGUUCAGAUAUGUGAUGGUAGAAAAGAAAUAGACAUCAGGAAUAGGAAGAAGGAUUCAGAGGAAGAUGAUCAGCCAUUUUCUCAACAGGAACUGGAUGAAGUUCAACGAAUGCGGAACACCCCAGAUUUCUUCACAAAACUUGUUGAGAGUGUUGCUCCUACUAUUUUUGGUCAUCAAGAUAUAAAGCGGGCAAUCCUUCUUAUGCUUAUGAGUGGGGUCCAUAAAUCUACUCAUGAAGGCAUCAGCCUUAGAGGAGACAUAAAUGUUUGCAUUGUUGGAGAUCCUAGCUGUGCAAAGUCUCAAUUUCUAAAGUAUACUUCAAGCAUUGUUCCAAGAUCUGUAUACACAUCUGGUAAAUCAUCAUCUGCUGCUGGUUUGACUGCAACUGUUGCCAAGGAACCAGAAACUGGGGAGUUUUGUAUUGAGGCUGGUGCUUUGAUGCUUGCUGACAAUGGUAUUUGCUGCAUUGAUGAAUUUGACAAGAUGGACAUAAGAGAUCAGGUUGCAAUUCAUGAGGCUAUGGAACAACAAACUAUUAGUAUCACGAAAGCAGGAAUACAAGCAACCCUCAAUGCUCGGACUUCCAUUCUUGCUGCUGCCAACCCUGCUGGAGGACGGUAUGAUAAGUCUAAGCCAUUGAAGUACAAUGUGGCUCUUCCACCGGCUAUACUUUCAAGGUUUGAUCUUGUAUACAUUAUGAUUGAUGACCCAGACGAUAAUACAGAUUACCACAUAGCUUCUCACAUUGUGCGGGUUCAUCAAAAGCGUGAAGACGCUCUUUCUCCAACAUUCACUACAGCAGAACUAAAACGCUAUAUAGCCUAUGCAAAAACUCUUAAACCUAAGCUAACGUCAGAUGCAAGAAAACUACUGGUAGAUUCUUAUGUUGCUCUCCGUAGGGCUGAUACAAAUCCUGGCAGUAGGGUUGCAUAUCGUAUGACUGUUAGGCAGUUGGAGGCUUUAAUCAGGCUGUCAGAGGCCAUUGCACGGUGUCAUUUGGAUAAUCAGGUGCAACCUCGCCAUGUUCGCGUAGCAGUAAAACUGCUGCAAACAUCUAUAAUAAGAGUGGAGUCCAGUGAGAUUGAUCUAUCUGAGUUUCAAGAUCAAGAUAGGGAGGAAGAAGCAGGCAGUGGUGAUGGAAAUAAUAAUAAUGAUGAUGGAACUAACGGUGAUAAUGAAAAUCCAGCGGAUGGAUCUAACCCACAAAGAAAGAAAUCAACUGUAACUGAUGAAUACUUUCAGAGGAUUACCAAGGCCCUUGUCAUCCGGCUUAGACAACAUGAGGAGACUGUAGUGCAACAAGGAAGUGACUUGGCUGGGAUGAGGCAACGAGAUUUGAUUAAAUGGUAUGUAGACCAGCAAAAUGAGAAAAAUAACUACAGUUCCAUAGAGGAGGCGAAAACUGAAGUUUCCCAAAUUAAAGCAAUUAUAGAGAUUUUAAUUCGAAGAGAGGGGCAUUUGAUAGUGGUAGAUGAUGGGAGACAAGCUGCAGCAGAAGCUGGUGGUGCAGAACAAACUGAGUCUGCAGCUAGAAAUGAUCGAAUUUUGGCUGUAGCUCCUAACUAUGUCGUUGACUGA
Messenger RNA from Vicia faba (fava bean), 2478 nucleotides. Lineage: Eukaryota; Viridiplantae; Streptophyta; Magnoliopsida; Fabales; Fabaceae. The record is from the annotation of a GenBank genome assembly.